CGAAAGGAUGCCUGCAGAAGUUUUAAAAUAUCUAUGAGUGGGCGCGGUUAAAGUGAAGGGAAGUAACUCGUUUCAUUCUAUAGAGAUAGAAAUUACAUUGUUGAUAACCAUGUUACUAGGGAGUUGUGGUUAUGCUGAACAAAAUAAAGACAAUGUGUGACUGUUGACAGCUUUACAGCCAUCUAUUAUGUAAAAAAGAAAGAAGACGUAUGUGUGAACCAAAUAUAUUUCACUGCCGUUCUAUAUCCGUGCCUUAAAGAUGAAUGAAGAUAUAAAUGUGGAUACCGAUCUUUGUAAUCGCUUCCGAUACCAAAAUCGUCAACUAGACAACUUAACGGCAAACGAGUACCUCGCAUUCAAGAAAAAUUACGAAGAAAAUUUUAAAGAGCAACACCCAGUUGAUGGUGCUGAAGAUGGCUAUAAACUUACAACUGAUGGAGAAAUAUAUGAACACAAAAAAUACGCACAGAACGACGUGACUACUUCCAAUGAGAUAUCAUCGGAAUAUUUUGCUAAAGAAAAUGGCAAUGUGACCAACAAGACAAAAAAGGAAAUCUCAUCACAAAAGCCACCAGAAAAUGAAAUAUCACCUCUUCCCUACAAUCGGAGACUAUUUAUAUCGUGUUUGUCUUUAUUGACUUUAAUAUCUUUAUUAUCUCGUCUUUACAAGAUAGAAGAACCACCGCAUGUUUGUUGGGACGAAACUCAUUUCGGUAAAAUGGCCAGCUGGUAUAUUCAGAGAACGUUUUUCUUUGAUGUACACCCACCUUUAGGUAAGAUGCUCAUUGCUUUCUCUGGUUUGCUCACAGGUUACGAUGGUAAUUUCCCUUUUGCUAAACCAGGUGACGAGUAUGAAGACACACAAUAUGUUGGCAUGAGAAUUUUCUGUGCUCUCCUCGGGACUGCUAUAAUCCCAAUCAGUUUCUUAAUUGUUUGGGAACUUACGAAAUCCAUUAUAGCAUCAUUUCUAGCAGGUCUUAUAAUUCUGGCUGACACUGGAAUCCUCACGUUAUCCCGGCACAUUUUACUGGAUCCCAUACUCCUGUUUUUUAUUAUGAUGUCUACAUAUAGUAUUCUUAAAUUCGUAUCACUGCGACAGAAGUCUUUUACAUUACAAUGGUGGUUCUGGUUAUCUACCACAGGGAUAUUCCUUGCAUUUUCCAUUGGGGUCAAAUUCGUUGGAUUAUUUGUUAUUUUACUUGCAGGCUACACAACUGCCAAAGAUUUAUGGGACAUUCUUGGCGACACAUCCAUACCGCUCGUUUUAUUCAUCCGUCACUUCAUCGCUCGAUCACUGUGUUUAAUCAUUUUACCAAUAUUUAUCUACAUGCUUAUAUUUUGUGUACAUUUUAAAAUUCUUCAUAAAAGUGGCAAUGGAGAUGGUUUCUACAGUUCUGCAUUUCAAUCUCAGCUUAUUGGCAAUAAACUUUACAAUGUCAGCAUGCCAGAGAAUGUAGCCUAUGGAAGUAUAAUUUCUCUGAAACAAAAGAGAGCCGGUGGUGCUUACUUGCAUUCCCAUCACCACCUUUAUCCAGAGGAACAUCCUCCUCGACAGCAACAAGUUACUACCUACAGCCACAAAGAUGAGAAUAACUUGUGGAAAAUUAAAUAUCCAGAAAGAGAAGCACCAUUUUCAACAUCACCUCAGAUUCUGAAAAAUGGAGAUCUGAUUCGGCUGGAACAUGUAAUAACUCGUCGGAACCUACACAGUCACCAAGAAGUAGCUCCCAUUACACAGAGACAUUAUCAAGUGACAGGUUAUGGUCAAGAUGGUGUUGGCGAUGGUAAUGAUAUGUGGAUUGUUGAGAUUGUUGGAGUAUCUGAUAGGAAUUCUGUACAGACUGUACGCAGUAAAGUCCGUUUAAUACAUUACUAUAUGCGAUGUGCUCUUCAGUCCCAUGAUAAGAGAUUGCCGAAAUGGGGCUGGGAACAGCUUGAAGUCACUUGCAACCCUAAUAUCAAAGAUCCCAAAACUUUGUGGAGUGUAGAAGAAGUGUGGGAUUCCCGGUUGCCUAAUGUUAGUUUUGAGGUAUACUCUCCUAAUUUCCUAGAGAAAUUUAUUGAGAGCCAUGUUGUUAUGACUCAAGGCAACAGUGGCCUAAAACCAAGUGAAGGUGAACUGACGUCCAGACCCUGGCAGUGGCCCAUUGACUACAAAGGGCAAACAUUUUCUGGUAAAGAUCAUCGAAUAUAUUUAUUAGGUAAUCCAGUGGUUUUCUGGGGAAAUAUUGCUGUCUUUGUGCUAUUUCUCAUCAUUUAUAUUGUAUAUGUAAUCCGGCACCAGCGAGAUCCCACAUAUCAGGAGAAAUUAAUUAGUUUUAACCAGAGGACAUUUAAUUCCUGUUGGUGGUUGAUUCUUGGCUGGGCCUUACAUUAUUUUCCAUUCUGGGGUAUGAGUCGUGUUCUAUAUUUCCAUCAUUAUUUCCCAGCAUUCCUAUUCAAUGCCAUGUUCACUGCUAUCAUACUUGACUAUCUCAUCACACAUAUUACUCUAAGUUUCCCUGAACAUUUAGCAACAACUUUCUACCACUGGUCACUAGGACUUGUAAUUUCAUGCCUUGGAUUCAGCUUCUAUUUAUUUGCCCCACUUGCUUAUGGUAUGUCUGGUCCAGAGGCUGCUGAUGAAUCAAGUAAAAUGCAUAAGUUAAAAUGGCUGAAUUCCUGGGAAAUCUAAUACAUACAGAGAUGUCUAGCUGUUAUUCCCUUAUGUAAACUACUGAGCUUUCUGAAUACCUUAAGACCAUUAUAUUCAAUUACUUCGUUAGUUUUGUAAUUCCAUUUCAAUUACACACAUGUGGCUGAACAAAUUACUAAUUAUGCUGCAUACACUACAAUGUUAAGUUCCUUCAACAUAAAAUUGUCUUCAUUACUGGAUAUAUUUAACUUAGUACGCUCUUAGAAAUUUACACUUAUAUGGCUUUAACAAUUUUUCAACAAAAUUUAUAAUUUUUAAUUCUAAUUUUGCAGUAAUACUUUUUAUUUUUAGCAUACAAAAUAUUGUAAUUUUUUUGAUCAUUUAUUCUUUCAUUUAUUUUUUUAACUUACUCAACCAAUUUUUUAAAUUACCUAAAUGUACUUUCACAAAUUGUUUUAUUGUACACACACACAUCCAUCCAUGUAUACACACGCGCUAUAUAUGCGUGUGUACUUUCCAUAGUCUUCUGUGUCACAUUUAGUCACUGUUCUUCCUAUGUCACAGCCCUUGUCUCACUUGUAUAUGCACAGUAUUUUUGGACCACAUGUAUUUUGUUCCCAUGCUACUUAUUUUGAGGUGUGAUGGGCACUUUGUCACUAUGGAUUAGGGGUGAUUAGUAGCUCACCACUGAUGUUGAUGCCACCUUUCUGACCACUUAUUACCAUGUCAAGAUGUGAAAACCUUUCAAGAGAUGGCAUUUCCCUGUUUGGUCAUUUUCCUGAUUGGAACUCUUAUGAGUGAGGAUAGAAGAGCUGUAUUAGUGGUUCAUCCUGAAUUCACUUCCCUGAGAAGUUUGAUUUGUUGAGUGUUGAUCCCUUACAUCUCCAGAGACUUCAGCACAUCAUUCACUUUGAUGCAUAGCAUCAAAGUGAAUGAAGUGCUAUAUAUAUAUAUGCUUUGGUACUAUGCAUCAGAGUGAAUGAAAUGCUAUAUAUAUAUUUAAAAGAAAAGUUCUUCCUCAUACAUAUGUGUGUGUGUGUGUGUAUAUGUAUAUACAUAUAUAUGUGAGUAUAUGUUAUAUAUAUAUUUAUUUGGAUGAGAAUUUAGCUGAGCAGUUCAGUAACUGAAAGUUAUGAUAGUGUUUCAAUUUAUAUAGUAUUUAUUUUUUUUUUAUUUGUUUGUAUGUAUAUAUGUAUGCAUGCAUGUAUGUAUGUGAAAUAGUAGCAAUCUGAGCUUACAACUAUAUUCACUGGUUGCUCACCUACUAUACAGUACUUGCUAUACAUAGAUACUGCAUGUGAACAUGUCAUUAUGAAAUGUUUAUACAUAGACACUGCAUACUAACAUUGAUCCCACAAAAAUUACAUCUAAUAUUCAUUAUCAUUAAUCAUCAUCAUCAUUUUUAUGUCCACUUUCCCAUAUAAGAAAUGUUGGGAGGAACAUUUUGAGACAGUGUGGGUUUCUUGGUUGGAAGCUUUUGCUGUGCCAACUCUUUAGUCACUUCUUACAUUACACUGAGACUCAAUGUACUUAUUUUACUAUAUUGCUACACAUGGACAUGUAUGCAUUCUUUAGUUUCCUGGGGUUUUCUUUUAUAGUGAUUGUUACCCAGGUCAUGCUGGAGCACCACCUUGAACAUGUGUCUAGCAUGCAAACAGAACCAACAUGCAACAUUUCUAAAAGAGUGUUAUUUCUCACUAACUUAAAAUAAAUACAUCCCCAAAGACUCAGUUUUACACAAAUGAAAUUAAGAUCUGCAAAUAAUAAAACAGUGCUAAACCAAGCCAAGAGAGUAGGUGAUAUUUUCUUGAUCUACAGUGGCAAGUUGACAGAAUUGUUAGCAUGCCAGGCAAAAUGCUUAGCGGUAUUUCAUCUGUCUCUAUGUUCUGAGUUCAAAUUCUGCCGAGGCUGGUUUUGCCUUUCAUCCUUUCAGGGUCAAUAACAUAAGUACCAGUUGAAUAUUGAGAUCACUUAGCCCCUUCCCCAAAACUGAUAGCCUUGUACCAAAAUUUGAAAUCGAUAUUUUCUUGACCUGCUAGAUAUAGCAACCAAAUCUUCCUGAAAUCAAACCCCCAUCGUCUUAAACAAAGAAGAACACUUUGUGGAUAUUGCUUGUCCUAGAUGACCCCCAAAAUACUAUGUGAUCAUGGCUGGAAUGCCUUUCAUUAAAGUGGUCUGGAUCAAAGCUGACCUUCGGCUAAACAACUACAAUGCUAAAUAAUAUGCUUUUUAGGUAUAUACCUUAAUAACCAUAAUGGCACACUCGGUAGGAACUAAAGAAAUACAAACAUGUACACACAGCUGUAAACAUGUGCAGAUUGAGACAUGUUUGAACACAUAUUUAUCUAUAUAAAAUAUCAAUCCAAAAAUUACAUUACCUUGCAAUCAUAUUCAUAUUUUAUUUUAUUUACAUUAAAAUUUUCUUUUACUAUCUUUUUUCUUUUUACCAGAGUCACAAGUACAUUGUCAUGUUUAUUUUGAAUUAUUUUUAUUAAUUUAAUUGUUUUGAUAUGCAAAUUUUUUUGUUUUUAUAUGAAAUUUGGUGGUUUAUAGGAAAAUUAUUUAAGAACAGAUAUUUCAUCAUAAAUUUGAAACAGACAUUGUGUGUAAUAUCUACCCGUGGUGGAUGCAUGUGCUUAAUAACAGGGAGAUGGCACAUACACACACACAUAUUUAUAGUUGCACCACAUAUUGACCAGACUGUUGGAUGUUCUUAUACAUUGCUGGUCACAAUGCACUUAAUUGCAUUGUAGCUUUCAAAUGAGGCUCAGCUAGCAGGCUAGCUCCCCCCGAACAGAAUGUCAGUCCAUUACAGGAUUACCUAUUUAGCAGCUGAGUGGAUUAUGUGUGU
Messenger RNA from Octopus sinensis (East Asian common octopus), 5486 nucleotides. Its product is annotated as protein O-mannosyl-transferase 2-like. The record is from RefSeq and is a predicted model, not a curated record. Gene Ontology annotation, biological process: protein O-linked glycosylation via mannose. Gene Ontology annotation, cellular component: membrane; endoplasmic reticulum. The transcript has a single exon. Lineage: Eukaryota; Metazoa; Mollusca; Cephalopoda; Octopoda; Octopodidae. Bases 260 to 2674 code for a protein of 804 amino acids. Gene Ontology annotation, molecular function: dolichyl-phosphate-mannose-protein mannosyltransferase activity.